UGUGGAAUCGUAGGUCUUCCGAAUGUGGGAAAAUCCACUUUAUUUAAUGCAUUAACUUCUGCAAAAGCGCUUGCCGCCAACUAUCCUUUUGCUACCAAAGAACCAAAUCUAGGAAUGAUAGUAGUUCCAGAUGAACGUCUAGAUAAAUUGGAAGAAUUGGUAGUGCCACAGAAAGUAUUACCUACAAGUGUUGAAAUUCUAGAUAUUGCAGGUCUGAUAAAAGGAGCGAGUAAAGGUGAAGGGUUGGGAAAUCAAUUUCUUGCCAAUAUUAGAGAAGUAGAUGCCAUUGUCCAUGUGGUAAGGUGUUUUGAAGACGACAAUAUUCUGCACGUAGACGGCAGCGUCGAUCCAGUUAGAGAUAAAGAAAUCAUUGACUUAGAGUUGAUUUUCAAGGAUAUCGAGACUUUGGAGAAAAGAAUAGAAAAACUAAGAAAAACUGCAAAGUCUGGUAGUAAAGAUGAUGCAAUUGCCGCUGAAUGGGCAGAGAAAUUGCUGAAACAUCUUGAGUCUGAAAAACCAGCUAGAAGUUUUGAAGUGGAUGAUGCUUAUCAAGACUUGUUUAAAGACAUGUACUUAUUGACUUCUAAACCUGUUCUUUAUGUAUGUAAUGUGGAUGAAGCUUCUGUAGCAAGUGGAAAUAAUCACACAGCUAGAUUUAUUGAAUCUGUUAAAACUGAGAAUGCAGAGAUACUUUUUAUUUGUGCUGGUAUUGAAGCUGAAAUAGCAGAAUUAGAAAGCAAAGAAGAAAGAAUGGAAUUUAUUGAAGCGAUGGGUCUCGACGAACCAGGUGUCAAUAAAAUCAUCAGAGCUGCCUAUAGAUUACUUAACCUUUACACUUACUUUACUGCAGGAGUGAAGGAAGUACGUGCUUGGACGAUCAAAAAAGGAUGGAAAGCACCACAAGCGGCAGGCGUCAUUCACACAGAUUUUGAGAAAGGUUUUAUUAGAGCUGAAGUAAUCAAAUACGCAGACUUUGUCAAAUAUGGUUCAGAAGUAGCAGUAAAAGAAGCAGGUAAAAUGGGUGUAGAAGGCAAAGAAUACGUCGUAGAAGAUGGUGACAUCAUGCACUUUAGAUUUAAUGAACGUCCUGAACAUGUAACACUAGCAGAUUUUCUGAAGGUAGACAAGGAUGUCUAUCCAUUAGGAAGACUUGAUAAAGACUCUGAAGGUCUUUUGAUUUUGACCAAUGAUAGAUCGCUUAAUUCACUUUUGCUUUCUCCGUCACAACACCACAAAAGGUCAUAUUUUGUACAAUUAGACAAUGAACUUACCGAUCAAGCCAUUGCAAAGAUUAGUAAAGGUGUCGAGAUAAAAUUAGAAACUGGCGAUUACAAAACAAGGUCAUGUACUGUCAAGAAGUUGCAAAAACCACCUUUACUGCCUGAAAGAAAUCCACCAAUUAGAGUUAGACAAAAUAUUCCGACAUCUUGGGCACUCAUCGAGCUUACAGAAGGGAAAAAUAGACAAGUACGUAAGAUGUUUGCUUCCGUAGGUUUUCCUGUGCUGAGAUUGGUAAGGGUACAAAUUGAAGACCUAAAAUUAGGUAAACUUGAACCAGGUAAAUAUUACGAGAUAAAAGCUGAUGAAUUAUUCAAAUUGAUCAAAAUCGAUCCAUCUGCCCUAACAAAACCAAAACCAACUGCAAAAAGGAUUUAUGGACCUUCCAAAACAACAAAACCUGCUGACAAACCAACAACACCAAAAGAU
This is a messenger RNA of Darwinula stevensoni, 1707 nucleotides long. Lineage: Eukaryota; Metazoa; Arthropoda; Ostracoda; Podocopida; Darwinulidae. The record is from the annotation of a GenBank genome assembly.